Messenger RNA from Malassezia globosa CBS 7966, 843 nucleotides. RefSeq lists its product as uncharacterized. The transcript has a single exon. Lineage: Eukaryota; Fungi; Basidiomycota; Malasseziomycetes; Malasseziales; Malasseziaceae. The record is from RefSeq and is a predicted model, not a curated record. Bases 1 to 843 code for a protein of 280 amino acids.
AUGUCGGUAGGCCGAGGCGAGGCAGCGCCUGUGGCACUCGCUGAUCUGGCUUUGGAUGAGGCCACGAAGCGCUUCCAGGCCAUAUGGAGCUCGACAUUCUCGAUGCUGCAAGAACGCAAUCGACUUGCUCAUGAACUGGAAGCAUCAGCUGAGGCGUCGGAACAUACCUUCCUUCGAACUUUUCCGUACUUUGGACGCGAUCGAUCUAUCUUAAAACAUAUGCAUAUGCUGUUGCAGGCGCUUGAUACUUGGAAAAAGCGCAUGUCUGAGGGAGAUGCGGCAGGUGUCCCGUCCGUCGACCAGGUGGAAUCAUGGACGGACACCGUUUCACAACUCAUGGAGCUGCUGGCCCACACUGGCCAUAUGAUGAAUGACCCAAGUGGGGCAGAGAUUUUGCAUGAGCUGCGCUCGGAUCAUGCACAUGCGCUCGAUCCGUUGUACUCUCAGACAAAUGCAGCCCUCGAGGCGUCUGAGGGUGAGACACGGCAUUUUUCGCGGCUCGAUAUGAUCCAAUCUAUGAACGACAUGCCAAGCACAUCAGCCCUUACUUCGGCAGAGCCAUUCGAUACAGAUGAAGAUCGCGAUACUUCUGCAUUGCUCUCGCAUAAUGAAGCAUGGCGCGACCAAGACAGGCAUUUAGAUCAUCUCAGCGCAUCGAUCUCCCGUCAGCACUCGAUCAGUGUGCGCAUGAAUGAGGAGCUGGAACUUCAGUCAGGCAUGAUUGGCGAAUUGGAUACGGAUGUCGAGUCGACGGGCUUGCGUCUCGGUGGUGCGGCUACGCGUCUCGAGCGAUUCCGGGAGAGCAUCAAAGAACACGGUACGUGUACGAUCCCUUUCACAUGA